ACCAAACCUUAGUUCAAAGUAUUGGACUUUCUGCACGUGUUCACAACCUUUCUCCUCUUUGCUCCUCCGCUGAACAUUUCUCCCCGACGGGUUUGCAGAUUCAAAGCUAAAUAACCACAGACCAACACGAAGUUUUCGACAAGAUUUGAUCUGUCUGAAAGGAACCAUACCAACCACAUCUCAGGUGGAAGCAUGGACAAACUGAAGAUAGCCGAAUGGGGAGAGAAGCUGAAGACAGGAGGAGCUCAGAUGAGCAGACUAGUAACUGACAAAGUCAAAGACAUCCUCCAAGCUCCCACCUUGGAAUCCAAAAUGGUCGACGAAGCCACUCUCGAGACUCUCGAGGACCCCAACUGGGGAAUGAACAUGAGGAUAUGCGCUCAGAUCAACAACCGCGAGUUCAACGCCGCCGAGAUCGUCAGAGCCAUCAAGAGGAAGAUCUCUGGUAACAAAAGCCCCGUGAGCCAGAGGCUGAGCCUUGAGCUUCUCGAGGCUUGCGCUAUGAACUGUGACAAGAAGAUAUUAUUCUCUGAAGUUGCUUCCGAGAGGGUUCUUGAUGAGAUGGCUUUGUUGGUCAAGAACGGUGAAGCUGAUUCGGAGAAUAGGAGCAGAGCUUUUCAGCUUAUUCGAGCUUGGGGACGGUCUCAAGAUCUUGCUUAUCUUCCUGUUUUCCAGCAGACGUAUAUGAGUUUGGAAGGAGAGAAUGGUUUAAACACACGUAACGAGGACAAUGCAAUGGAGGGACAAGGCUCUUUGGGGUCUCUUAUGCAACGGCCUGUUCCUGUUCCUCCACCUGGUAGCUAUCCGGUUCGUAAUCAAGAAGUACAGGCUCGUGGAGGAGACGGUGAUGAUGGUCUUCUUGACUAUAACUUUGGAAACUUAUCUAUCAAGGAGAAGAAAGAACAGAUUGAGAUUACAAGGAACAGCCUCGAGUUGCUAUCUAGCAUGUUGAACACUGAAGGGAAGCCAAAUCACACGGAGGACGAGUUAACGGUGAGCUUGAUGGAGAAAUGCAAGCAAUCACAGCCUUUGAUUCAAAUGAUCAUAGAGAGCACAACAGACGAUGAGACUGUUCUUUUUGAGGCUCUGCACGUGAACGAUGAGCUCCAACGCGUUCUAGCUAUUUACGAGAAGCCUGAUGAAAGUGAGAAGGAAGCUUCCAUGGUGGUGGAACAAGAGUCAUCGGGGAGCAAAGAUGCUGGUCCUAAACCAACAGAAGAAGAAGAAGAGCGGUUUGUGAAACCAAAGGACCAUGUCGGACAUUCAGAAUCAUCAGACAAAACAGUCAAAGAAGAUAAGGAGGUGAAGAUAGAACUCGGGUUAUCCAGUGAUGAAGAUGAGAAAUGAGUUAUAGUCUAGGUUUUGUCUCUUCAGAACGGUUUGGGAAGAUUUGUUGUUUUUGAUGCUUUCUUCUGUAAUGUUGUGGAACCUCUUUGCGUUUAUGUCGUGACAUUUUAGAAACCGUAGGUGAUAUGAAUCUUCACCCGACACGAUGGUAUGUAUCCCAUAUUCGUGGUGCAGUAUUUUUACACGAGGUGUUUUUGGUUAGCGUUUUGCUUAUAGUUCUGUAACUGAUGGUAAUGAGUUAUUAAACUGGGAUUUGUUUUGUA
This is a messenger RNA of Raphanus sativus (radish), 1610 nucleotides long. Its product is annotated as TOM1-like protein 2. Gene Ontology annotation, biological process: protein transport to vacuole involved in ubiquitin-dependent protein catabolic process via the multivesicular body sorting pathway. The transcript has 4 exons. The record is from RefSeq and is a predicted model, not a curated record. Gene Ontology annotation, molecular function: phosphatidylinositol binding; ubiquitin binding. The coding region runs from base 193 to 1347 and encodes 384 amino acids. Lineage: Eukaryota; Viridiplantae; Streptophyta; Magnoliopsida; Brassicales; Brassicaceae.